UCACAUGCUUGUCUUACCGGAUGCCUGAAAUCUUUAUUAGAAAAUCAGCACCCACCUUCUCUCAUACUUUUUUUUCCCGUCUUAUUAUGUUAUUAACCAAGUCAUCUUCUUUCAUGUUAAAGACUUCUUUUGGUGAACUUGCUUUUCUCUUUCCUUAUGUUUUUUUGGCUAUUAUAUACAGCAAAAAGCUAUAAUAGCAUACAGCAAAAAAAAGCAAAUUAAUCAAAUGAAACAUUAGUUGAUUCGAGGCUCAAUCUUUGCAAAGAGUUUGUAUUUGGAAGAAUCAUGGGUCGAUUUGGCAGCUCAAGACAUGUAAGAGUUGAAGCUGAGCCUAGGGGAUUAGAUGACCUCCAGGGAAUCAAUGGUGUGGAAAUGACAAAGCUUAGGCACAGAUUUAAUGUGUCUCAAGUACCUGAUCUGACGUCCAGGAAGGAUAUUACAGAUAAGGCAGAGAAAACUUCAAAAGUAUUGCACAGAGUGUUUUCUGAGGAUUAUGAGAAGGAAAAGAACAAGAUAUUGGAUCCUAGAGGGAAAAUUUUACAUAUGUGGAACAAGAUUUUCUUAGGGGCAUGCUUGCUUUCUAUCUUUGUCGAUCCUUUAUUCUUUUACCUGCCAAUAAUCAGAAAAGAACUCUGCAUAGAAAUUGCAGUAUCCCUCAAAAAAGUCCUUACCCUCAUAAGAUCAUUGCUUGAUGUGUUUUAUGUGAUUCAUAUAAUAAUUAGAUUUCAUACAGCUUAUGUUGCACCAUCUUCCCGCGUUGUUGGGAGAGGAGAGCUUGUUAUAGACUCAUCAAAAAUUGCAUUAAGCUAUCUAAGAAAAAGCUUUUUGUUAGACCUCUUUGCUGCACUUCCCAUUCCUCAGAUAUUUGCUUGGGUAAUUCUUCCCAAUCUUGAAGGUGUUGUAGUGACAAAGAGAAGGGACCUUCUUUGGCUCAUUCUUGUGCUUCAGUACGUUCCAAGAAUUUGUCUUUUAUUCCCCCUUUCUUCACAAAUUAUAGAGGGUGCUGGUGUUGUGAGUAAAAAAGCACGGACGGGAGCUGCUUACAAUCUUUUGCUUUUCAUGUUGACAGGCCAUGCUUCAGGAGCUUGGUGGUACCUUCUAUCAAUGGAGCGACAAGAAGACUGCUGGAAAAGUGCCUGCAAUCUUGAGAAUCCACAAUGUCAAAUUGGAUUUUUCGAUUGCCGCAUGGUUGAAGAUCCUCACAGGAUUGAGUGGUUCAAGUCAAGCAAUGUCACGAGUCAAUGUGAUCCGAAUAAUAACUUGUUUCCAUUUGGCAUAUACAGUGAUGCAGUGAUAUACAAUGUUCAAGGUUUAGCAUUCUUGAGGAAAUACUUUUACUGCCUCUGGUGGGGUUUAAAGAACCUGAGUACUCUGGGCCAAAGUUUUACUACAAGCAUUGACAUUGGAGAAAAUAUAUUUGUGAUCAUCCUUGUGACUCUUGGUCUUAUACUUCUUGCAUUGCUCAUUGGAAAUAUGCAAAGAUACCUCCAAUCCACAACCAUCCGGCUAGAAGAAUGGAAGAUUAAGAGAACUGAUACAGAACACUGGAUGCAUCAUAGGCACCUACCUCCAGAUCUAAGGCAGAUUGUUCGAAAAUAUGAUUUAUAUAAGUGGCUGUCUACUAAAGGGGUUGAUGAAGAAUCCCUCGUCAAAAGCCUUCCUACUGAUCUUCAGAGAAAAGUGAAAAACCACCUUUGCUUUGACCUCCUUCGACGAGUGCCAUUGUUUAAUCAAAUGGAUGAAACUAUGCUAGAUGCAAUAUGUGAGAGGCUUAAGGCUGCAUUGUGCACCAGAGGCAUGUUUCUUAUGCGUGAAGGUGAUCCUGUCAACCAAAUGGUUUUCAUAAUAAGAGGUCGCCUUGAUUCUUACACCGCCAAUGGUGGCCGUGCUGGAUUUUUGGACUCCUAUCUUAUCGGACCAGGUGACUUCUGUGGUGAGGAGUUGGUGACAUGGGCAUUGGAUCCACGGUCCAAUAUCCCCCUUCCAUCAUCCACACGCACAAUCAAGGCCAUUACUGAAGUGGAGGCAUUUGCUCUAGUAGCAGAAGAUUUGAAAUUUGUAGCAUCACAAUUUAGAAGGGUGAAUAGUAAACAGCUUAGGCACAAGUUCAGGUUCUAUUCUCAUCAGUGGAGAACAUGGGCAGCAUGUUCUAUACAAGCAGCUUGGCGCCGCCAUAAAGAAUUUAAGAGAAUUGCUGAACUGGGUGGCAGUGAGCUUGAAAUGCAACCACCAAGGUCGUUCUGGGAUAGGUAUGCGGAGAGUCUGAUUGAAAGCACAAGAAGGAAUAUCAAACAUAAGCAACAAGGGCUAGAGAAGCCAGCUGAGCCAGACUUUUUGGCAGACUAAAAGUGAAAGGAAUGCACUUUUAACGCCAUUGUUUCUUUCUCAAUUGCUUAAGAAUUUAGACUACAAAUGAAAAAAAAAAAUUGUAUUGGUUGUUUUAUUAAUUAUCAGCAAGCAUCCUGUUUGUUUGUGCUUGAUCCUCAAGUGAAAUUGUCUCACACAUAAAUGAAUAAAUAUUUCUAUAUUGAUCA
Messenger RNA from Hevea brasiliensis (rubber tree), 2534 nucleotides. Its product is annotated as protein CNGC15b. Gene Ontology annotation, biological process: transmembrane transport; potassium ion transport. The record is from RefSeq and is a predicted model, not a curated record. Gene Ontology annotation, molecular function: voltage-gated potassium channel activity. NCBI's taxonomy places the organism in Eukaryota, Viridiplantae, Streptophyta, Magnoliopsida, Malpighiales, Euphorbiaceae. Gene Ontology annotation, cellular component: membrane. The transcript has 7 exons. The coding region runs from base 286 to 2346 and encodes 686 amino acids.